Messenger RNA from Acanthamoeba castellanii str. Neff, 897 nucleotides. Its product is annotated as enoylCoA hydratase/isomerase family domain containing protein. The record is from RefSeq and is a predicted model, not a curated record. The coding region runs from base 1 to 897 and encodes 298 amino acids. The transcript has 8 exons. Gene Ontology annotation, biological process: fatty acid beta-oxidation. Lineage: Eukaryota; Discosea; Longamoebia; Acanthamoebidae. Gene Ontology annotation, cellular component: mitochondrion. Gene Ontology annotation, molecular function: enoyl-CoA hydratase activity.
AUGCAGCGAGCUUCUCUCCGGUUGCGGCACGCCCGCCCCUCCUGCGCCAGUGCGCUGGCCCGCUUCUACAGCACCGCCGGCUCUUCUGCCAACAGCGAGCAACUGGUGCGCCUCGAAGCCGACCACCUGCCAGACGGCCGCCCCUCAGGUGUGUAUGUGAUGACGCUAAACCGGCCGGACAAGUUCAACGCCCUCACGGAGGCCGUGGGCGAGGAGUUCCGCGCCCAUGUGGCCGAUCUCGCUGCGAUGCCGCCUCGCUCUCUCCGCAGUCUCGUCCUCACCGGCGCUGGCCCUGCCUUCUCCGCCGGAGGCGACCUGGACUUCCUCUGGGCGCGCACCAAGACCCCGGCCGAGGACAACACCGAGAUCAUGCUCAAGUUCUACAAACGGUUCCUCUCCAUUCGCAGUCUGCCUGUGCCCGUCAUUGCGGCAAUCAACGGACCGGCAGUGGGUGCGGGCUUCUGUCUGGCGAUGAGCUCCGACCUCCGUAUCGCGGCCAAGGACGCCAAGCUCUCCGCCAACUUUGUCAAGCUCGGUCUCCACCCCGGCCUGGGCGCUACGCACUACAUGCCCCGAUCCCUCGGCCCGCAAGUGGCGAACCGUCUUCUCUUCACCGGUGAGACGUUGACCGGUGACGAGGCGGCGAGGUUGGGCGUGGUGCUGGAGGCCGUGGAGAAGAACCAGGUGUUGCCCCACGCUCUCAACCUCGCCCGAACCAUUGCCCUCAAUUCCCCCUCGGCCGUACGCCUCCUUGUGCGCACCCUUCGCUACGACGACGACGUCCAGUUGGAGCGGGCGCUGCUGCGCGAGGCUGACGGGCAGGCACACUCCUACGCAUCUGCCGACCUGCAGGAGGGCCUCACUGCCAUCAAGGCCAAGCGCCCGCCCACCUUCUAA